Seminavis robusta is the source of this 756-nucleotide messenger RNA. The record is from the annotation of a GenBank genome assembly. NCBI's taxonomy places the organism in Eukaryota, Bacillariophyta, Bacillariophyceae, Naviculales, Naviculaceae.
AGGUCGCGACUUGGUUGUGGGAGUGGACCUUGGAAUCUGCUCUCCUCGGUUUGCAGGGCUCAUAAAAUCGAAUAAACAUCCAACAACAAAACGAAAAACAACCAUCCAUCAAGCCUGAAGCUUUAGAAAUCCCUUUGCAUUCUCAAUCAUUUCAACCAUGUCUACAAUUUCUGCGGUCUUCCAGAUUUCCCUUCUCGUGGCCACAUUCCUUUGCACUGUGGUCUUUGGAGAGAUGCUCGUCUUUCAAACCGUUGUCAUGCCCGGAAUCGCCAAGCUCGACGACGGAGCCUAUCUCCGUGCCUUUCAAGUUAUUGAUGGUGUCAUUCAAGACAAUGAACCCAUCUUUGUUGCUACCUGGAUCGGCAGCGUCUUGGUCAUCCUCGCGAGCAUUGUCAUUGCCAUUAUUGCCACCGCAGCCAGUGGUAUUGACAACGUGCUGACGACGGCUCAGUUGGUGGGCUUGAUCAUUGCCACACUUGCAUGGCUCGUUUGUCAAAGGACUACCUUCACCAUCAAUGUGCCAUUGAACAACCGUGUCAAGUUCUUGGACUUGUCUCACAUGAAUGCAACGGAAAAGAACAUGGAACGCAAACACUUUGAAGGGACCUGGUUGAAAUGGCAUUUGUUCCGCACCAUUAUCAUGGGAUUGGUUUCUGUCUACCUCUUGAUCCUUGUCCUUGUGGUGGAGUAGACUGCAGUCAUGAUUUAGUUUAGUUGUACCUGUAGAAUGAUAAAAUCUAGAAGCCCUUUUUGUUA